Messenger RNA from Choloepus didactylus (southern two-toed sloth), 2451 nucleotides. It is a transcript of the gene CLEC2B, whose product is annotated as C-type lectin domain family 2 member B. The transcript has 5 exons. The coding region runs from base 205 to 780 and encodes 191 amino acids. The record is from RefSeq and is a predicted model, not a curated record. Lineage: Eukaryota; Metazoa; Chordata; Mammalia; Pilosa; Megalonychidae.
UCAAUUAGCAGGAAAUGUAUGGUAGAGGAGUAUGACUCACAUUUAGUCACAUGAUUACUUGUAGCUUGAGAAAUACUCUUUCAAAGACUUAUUUUGCUAUUCUAAGGAAGCAUAACUCUAGUUUGGAGCUUCAGUUUAAAAACAACAAGACUUUUACAUAAAAGCUAAAUAAAAUUAAAACUUUGAGCGAAGGAUUUGAAAGAUAUGGUACAAAACAUCCAGAAACCUGUAUGUACUAAAGAGUCUCCGACAAUUGAUAACAGCAACCAGGGAACUGAUGCAAUGAAGCCAGAUUUCUGUAACAGAUCAAAGAUGCAAAAGAUAGUGUGUUUUAUUGCUUUUGUAUCUGUUUUUCUUUUUGUUAUAUUUGUUACUAUUUUUUUGUUACCACAAGUUCCUUUUUACAAACACCCCCAGUGUUUUUGCCCAGAGGACUGGAUUGGUUUCCGCAAAAAUUGCUAUUUUUUCUCUAAAGAAGAAAGAGAUUGGAAUUCAAGUAGAUCCAGCUGUACCCAUGAACAUGCUCUCCUAAUUAUUAUUGACAGCAUGAAAGAAAUGGAUUUCCUUAUGCGCCAUAAAGGCAGUUCUGAUCACUGGAUUGGACUAACAAUGACAGGAAACCAAAUGGGAAAAUGGGUAAAUGGAGCCAUGUUUAUCAAAUGGUUUAAUGUGAGUGGAAAUGAAGAAUGUGCUUACCUCAAUGAUGGUGGCGUGGCUUCAGCUAGAUGCUACACAGAAAGAAAAUGGAUUUGUAGGAAAACUAUGCACUAUUUAGGCUGAUGUUUCUGAUGAUGGAUUUACAGCUAUGGAUAAGAUGGUGCCUAUACCUCAACCUUCUUUUAUCCCCCUCUGUAUAACUUACUUUCAAAACUAUACUGUUUUAAUAUUAUAAUCUGAUAAUUAUCUUUAUAAUUGUUAAAAAAUGUUCCUCAAAUUAGGUUUGUGCUUCUUGCAUGGCUUGGUAAUGUGGGAAACCGAGUCUUCCAUGUUUCUUAACCCAUGUCUGGGGUGGUGGCUUGGAAUGCUAAGCCACAAGCCUGCAUGGAACGCUGUGCAGGCAUGCCUCACAAAGACAUGUGUCUUGGGGCAUGACGACCGUGUUUCACUAUUGUUCUGUACCUUGUAUCCAGAUUGUUCCUUCUGAUAUGUGACAAGAUGUAAACAGAGGCAUCUGAUGGAGUGUAUGUGUCACAAGACACGUACCAUAAGCUCCCUUGUACUAAAACAAAUAAAUAGCCAGGGCAUGGAUAUACUGGCACCCACUUGUCACACCAUGCUGUGGGUCCCCUGCUCCCUUAAAUCUUAACUUUGUAUCUGUGUUUCAUUUCUGCGUCGCCCUGUCAGCAACAUGGUAAAUCCUGUUUGCUCUACUAUAUCAAUUUUAGAAGAAUCUUGUAAUUUCACUGAAUCUAUAGGUCAAUUUUGGGAUAGUUAUCACUAUACUUGUCUGAGUUUCCAGGCUGCUAUUAUGGAUUCCACACAAUGGGUAUUUAUAGCUUAAACACUGGGAAUUUAUUGUAUCUCAGUUUCAGUGGCUGGAAGACUUGCCUCCUCCUCCUCCUCUGGCUGGCUGGCAAUCCUUGAUUGGUUCCUUGGCUUUUCCAUCACACGGCGAGGUCCUCUACUUUCUCUUCCAUGUUUUUGCUGACUUCCGGCUUCUGGCUCCUCUCUGUGGCUUUCUCUCUGUAUCUGGAAUUCUUCUUCUUAUAAUCUGGAUUAAAACAAAACAUUCAUUCAUUUGGGCCACACCUUAACCAAAGUAACAUAUAAAAGAGAUCCUAUUUACAAUGGGCUCACACUCACAGGAAAGGAAAUUAAGACCAAGAACACAUCUAAAUUAGGGUAAAUAAUUCAGUCCACGUCAAUAAUGUUUUAUUUAUGUAUUUUGAUUAUCUUUUAUUUAUUUGGGUUUUAUUAAAUUAAAAAAUUCCAUGGUUAAUAUAUAUUAUUUAUUAUAUUUAUCCCUAUAUAUCUGUUAUCUCUAUUGAAAUUGUCAUCUUAUUACCUUUUAAAAUAGGUGUUCCUAUAUAGAAAUGUAACUGUUUUGUAUAUUCUUCUGUUCAACUGCCAUCCCGAAAACUUUCUUACAGUUUGUAUACUAUUUUUAAUGUUAUAAAAUGUAGCAUCUAAGAAUAAGUUUUAUUUAUUCCUGAAUUAUAAUUUUCACUUCUUUCUUAUCUAAUUAAAAUGGACAGGACUGUCAGAGCAAUAUUGCUAGUGAAAAUUCUUAAAUUGUUUCAGAUUCUAUAGAGAAUACUACUACUAUUUUGACAUUGUUUCAUCUAUAUUUUUUUUUCUGGUAUAUACUCUUUUUUAGCUUAGGGCAGUUUCUUUUUAUUCCUAUUUGCUAAGAAAGUUUUUUUUUUCAAUGAAUAUUGAAAAUUUAUAUAAAUAUAUAUACAAUUUAGGUGUUGAGGUGAUGCAAUAGCUGGAAGGAGGUAAAUGACAUGG